Anthostomella pinea is the source of this 1437-nucleotide messenger RNA. Lineage: Eukaryota; Fungi; Ascomycota; Sordariomycetes; Xylariales; Xylariaceae. The record is from the annotation of a GenBank genome assembly.
AUGCUUUCUCUUCCGGCUCACCAAAAGAGGACACUUGUGAUAGCAUCAUAUGUCUCCCUGUCUGGUCUUCUCUAUGGCCUUGACACCGGCUCUAUCGGUCCAAUUACGACUAUGCCUCAGUUUAGCGAGUCCAUUGGCAUCCUGACCCCGGCUCGGCAAGGCAUCUACGUGGCGUCUAUCCUCCUGGCCGCGGCAGCUUCAUCUCUCGCCAGCGGGCACGUAUCAGACGCCAUCUCCCGGCGCUACAGCAUCCUCGCCGGGGGCCUCCUCAGCAUCGUCGGCACGGUAUUAUCCGCCGCAUCCCCAAGCUUCGCCGUCCUCAUCCUGGCCCGCGUGAUCAGCGGCGUCGGCUACGGCCAGUGCAUCGCAGUCUCGACCGUCUACCUAAUCGAGCUGGCCCCGAAGUCCAUACGCGGCGUUGCCGCAUGUACGGUCCAGCUCUACAUGGUGCUCGGAAUCAGCAUCGGGUACUUCAUCGCGUACGGCUCGCAAUCCAUCCCGAAUAGCAUGGCCUGGCGCAUUCCUUUCAUCGCCCAGGCCUGCUGCGCCGCUGUCUUGACGGCGGGUGUCUUCUUCAUCCCCUUCUCGCCGCGGUGGCUGUUGCAGGAUGGAAGGAGAGACCAGGCGGUCGAGGUUCUCACCAGGUUUCGAGGAAGCAGCUUGGAAGUCCAACGGGAAAUGGGCGAGAUUGACACGAGCCUCGAGGAGAACAAACACACGGACAGCAUGGGGUUUCUCGUCAUGUUCCAGCAACGCUAUUUCAAGAGGACCGCUCUGGGCGUGUUCUUGAUGUCAUUUCAGCGCUUGACUGGAAUCGAUGUUGUGCUGUACUACGCCCCCAUCAUAUUCCAGCAGGCGGGCAUUAACUCAACUCAAUCGACCUUCGUGGCUUCCGGCGUCAGCGGACUCGUCAUGCUCAUCGCCACGAUCCCAGCCCAAAUCUGGAUCGAUCGCUGGGGAAGGCGACGGCCGUUGAUCUACGGUGGUGCAGCAAUGUCGGCAUGCCUCAUUGUGAUUGGCUCACUGUAUGCUAGGUUUAGCGUCCACGAUGAGCACGGCAUCAAGAUGAGUUCGAGCACUGCGGAAUGGUCUGUCAUUGUCUUGACGUACAUAUUCGUUGCCAAUUUCUCCUGGUCAUGGGCGGUCGUCGCGAAGAUAUACGCCUGUGAGAUCAUCCCGACGCAUAUCAGAGCGAAGGUAGCGUCUCUAGAGCUACUCGCAAACUGGAUGGUGGACUUUGCCGUUACCAUGUCGGCGCCCCUGUUCCUCCAGUCGUCUCCCAGCAGCCCAUACUUCUUGUAUGGGUUUGCCACUGUGCUUGCGGUUGCCGUGUGCGUCAUGAUGCCGGAGACUCAGGGGAAGUCUUUGGAAGAAAUCGAGAGGGAGUUCGAGAAACCGAAGGACAUACCUUUGCCGAUAACAUCCACUUCGGCUUGA